UCAGUUGCUUCUCGCUUGCCCACGUGUGCGUACGCUUGCUGUGAGGCGGCUUUCCGACCAGCGGCUGGAAGAUCUCCGUGCCCUCUACCCGGUCGUGCUGUGUUAGUGGAGAGUGCGUGCUUUAGUGCGGCGAGUGAUUUUUCGUUCCCCAAGAAAUAAGUUUCCCAAUUGGCUAGUAGACCAACGCGUGCGCUCGACUUUGAUCGAAACCGAUCGCCGAGCGAAAUAACGGAUCCCUACGAAGUGCAGUGGCUGGCUGUGUGUGUGAUUGUUGAUGAAUCGCGCGAACACAGAAGUAUUUAUUUAAUUUAAAAUUCAACUUUAACCCGCGCGAGUGAAACGGCGCCAGGCAGAAGUGGAAGCGGACGCCUACGUUUGUUGUCGCAGAUCAGCUGGAACCGAGUGGCCGUGUAGCAAAGUCCGUGAAAAAGGCGCAUCAUGUCCUCCAACAUGGCGGAACGGAAGCGAUCCAGUCAACCGCGGAUCAUCAAGACGUACGAGUUUCCGACGAUGCCGGAAAAGCAAAGCCUCGGCCAGUUUCUCUACGACAGCAGCAGUGGCCGUGUGAUGGGCCGGACGGCCAAAAGUUGGGGUCAACUUAUGCUGUUUUAUACCAUUUUCUACAUCGUACUCGCGGCGCUGUAUGCCAUCUGCAUGCAAGGACUGCUCGUCACACUGAAUCACCAGUAUCCGCGGUGGCAACUGGACGAGUCUCGCAUCGGCACCAAUCCCGGUGUUACCUUCCGGCCUCGUGCGGGUGGCAUGGAGGGUGCGCUAGAGAUUCAGUACGUGGCGGCAAACAAAACCGAUGUUUCCGGCUGGGUCGAUCUGAUCAACGAAUUCCUAGAACCGUACACGGACCGGACGAAGCUGCCACCCGGCACCAACCAGGUCAUCUGUGACUUUGUGACCAACCCGCCCCGGAAAGGAGUGUGCGCGUUUGAUGUGAGCAAGCUAGGACCUUGCACGGCGGACGCCGGUUUUGGAUACAAUCGUUCCGCUCCGUGCUUCUUCAUCAAGCUAAACAAGAUUUACAACUGGGAGCCAGAGUACUACGAUAACGUCGAGGAUCUCCCGGCUGAUAUGCCCGACGAUCUCGUGGGGUACAUAAAAUCGCUGAAGGAGGUCGAACGCAAGCAAAUCUGGAUAUCGUGUUUGGAGGACACCAAGAGCGAAGAAAAAUUGCUCGGUCCGAUCGAGUACUUCCCGAGCCGAGGACUACCUGGCUACUACUACCCGUACCUGAACCUCGAAGGAUACCUCAGUCCGCUCGUGGCAGUUCAACUUGCCAGACCGCAACCCAAAUCGACAAUCAACAUCGAGUGUCGCGCCUGGGCAAAGAACAUUAUCUACAACGGUGGAACCCGCAACCGCCUAGGAUCAGUGGUAGUGACCAUGCGCAUCGAUUAGAUGCGGUCCAAGCUGUUUUGUGUGGCGGAGUGGCGAGCAAACGUGAUCGGGCUCCGCCGGUGCAGCAACGCACAUCGGGAACCAUCGCUUCGAGAGGACAGCCGAGCCGAUAGUUCCAUGACCUGCCACGACGAUGUUACUUAAAACGCGAAGGAGUGUUACGAAGAGGUGCUUAGGAAAAUAAUGUAAAAUAAAGUAUUUACGUUGAGUUUUCCUGAUGUUCGUCCGUUUUUGCCGCCGCGUUUGCGAUACGUUUUUACAAAGUCCGAGACCGUUGAGCGUAGAAAUAUUGAAAUAUUGCAUCGAAACAGUGGACGGUGAAAUGAUUCACCUGCGUGAAAUAUUUCAACCGAAGGGACGUUUUGAAAAAUAACCGUUUUACGUCCACGUGCUUCCAGCGUUAGGAGCAGUUAUUUUACAAUUUUAACAUAGCAAGCGCAUUCCAAGAGAUCAAUGAUUGGAGUUCUUUGGAGUGAUAACGUUAUUGAAAGAAUCGAUGGAGAGGUUAGGAUAAUUUGAAAUCGUUACAGCUGUUAGUAGUGUGUAGAUUAGGAGGACUUAGGUAAGCUUGAAGGUACAAUAAAAUUCAUUGAUUGCUCGAAGUUCGGUGCCCUUUUGGGGUUUCGGUUUCAACAUUCGAUUGAGUAGCACAAAAAAUAACGUAUGAAGACCGCUCUCGCUGUGUAAUGUGUGGUUGAGUUUUAUUAGAUUUUUUUGUUUGUUACUUUUCUUUGAGAUUCUGACAGGCGAAAUCUAACGUACGAAGAU
Anopheles cruzii is the source of this 2178-nucleotide messenger RNA. RefSeq names its product sodium/potassium-transporting ATPase subunit beta-1-like. Gene Ontology annotation, biological process: potassium ion import across plasma membrane; sodium ion export across plasma membrane; intracellular potassium ion homeostasis. Bases 439 to 1410 code for a protein of 323 amino acids. Gene Ontology annotation, molecular function: ATPase activator activity. The record is from RefSeq and is a predicted model, not a curated record. NCBI's taxonomy places the organism in Eukaryota, Metazoa, Arthropoda, Insecta, Diptera, Culicidae. Gene Ontology annotation, cellular component: sodium:potassium-exchanging ATPase complex. The transcript has 5 exons.